Messenger RNA from Rasamsonia emersonii CBS 393.64, 5388 nucleotides. RefSeq lists its product as uncharacterized. Lineage: Eukaryota; Fungi; Ascomycota; Eurotiomycetes; Eurotiales; Trichocomaceae. The coding region runs from base 1 to 5388 and encodes 1795 amino acids. The transcript has a single exon. Gene Ontology annotation, cellular component: site of double-strand break; nucleus. The record is from RefSeq and is a predicted model, not a curated record.
AUGUCCUCUCCUGCGAGCCCGCGUCGAAAUCCUCCUGCUCGGGGAUCCACCAAGUCCACCCCGGCGAAGACGAAGCCCCUAGACAUUGGGAAGCCCCUUGGCAUCUAUGAUACCGCCUCUGUUCGCGAGAAGGUCCGGCUAUGGCAACAGAAGGGAGGCGGUGUAGUCACCGCCAACGACAUAUAUGUCGAGGAUGAUGGAGAUGAGGGGAACUCAUCCUCCCAUGACAAGUCCGGAAAGGAUCCCGAACCCCGCCGACAGGCCACGCAUGUUGAGGGUACCAACACGCGGAAAAGAAGCAGCAGCACCCCGAGGAAGCGCGUGGUGAGUGACGAGCAUUGGCGAAAAGAGCGCAGUCCGCCCAGGACUCCCCCGGCCAAGGUCCCUCCACCGAAGCGCAUCACCGUCUACAAGGUCAAUGAUCACUUCAACAACACCUCUUCUUCUACCUCCUCCGCUGCCGAGAAGAAGGACGCCAGAAAAGAUGAAGGACCCCGUCCAGCCAUAUUCUCCCAACUUGCAGAGGAUGGAAUCAAUGUCUAUCCCACACCGUCGGCUCGGAGGCGGCCGAGAACCCCAAAGACCGCAAAGGAGAAAGCCAGUCCUAAUGAGAAUUCCAACGUCGAAAGAGAUAAUAAAAAGAAUGGAUCGGCAUCGGUAGCCUCAUCAUCCUCACCGCCUUCUAAGGCAGCUUCUGCCAAGCAGCCCGAAGAGAGUCAAGCCGAUGUGACAGGGGGUAUGAGGCGCGCAACUCCACCACCGAAAGAUGAUGACGGCUGGGCAGCGAGUGAGGCGGACUUCUCGGAGCUGUCUCGAAGGAGACGGCGGGGACACACUGAGUCGCGGAGUGUUCGAAAGCCUCCCAAGGGAGGCAUUUUUGGGCAUAUGCUGGAUGAGUCCAAAAAGAUGUUCGCGAAGCCUGCUCCUCCCCCUGCUCCAGCCGACCGUGGCGAUAAGAUCACGGCUUGGUUGUCUUCCACUCCCGAUCCUUUUAUGGAGAACAAUGAUGACACAUCUACCGUCGAGACGCCUGCACCCUUGAGCUCGAGAUCGAAGACAACACGGCAUUCUCCCCGACAUUCGCCUCGACAUUCGCCCCGACAUUCAUCGGGAUCCAGAGCUGCAGAAGAUCUCAGCGAACACUCAGAUGGUUGGCACGGCAGCGGCCCUCAAAGGAGGAAAAGCGUUAGAGACAGCACUGCAAGGCGUCGAUCACAUGAUUCUGCUGCAGCUGGUGAUAGAAGACUGUCGCGGUCUCCAUCUCCCUUAUCGGAGGAGGGUGCCAAAUCCAGCGACAAUAGAAAGGACAAGGAGCAGGAGCAGCCUUCACAAUCCCAUUUGAAAAGAACAGGAACACAUAAGCGUGCCAAAUCGUCCCCAGAGAAACAGCCCCUUACGCCAACUAGACAUCGAGUGGAGGAAAUCCUAGUAUCAGAGUGCGAGUUCCCUCCCCCCUCCUCCGAGGGUUCAGAGGUCUCUGCCAGUGACGCGUCUUUCCCACUAAGGCUGAAACGGCCUUUCCCAAGCACUGGAAUGCAUCGACUCUCUACUAUCGCAUCGGAGGAAACGCUGAGUACAAAGGAUGAGAAACAGUCAUUAAGCAGCAAACGAGAGGAAUCAUCCAAUAUUCAAGCUUCCACCUCCAAGCCUGAUGAUGGGGCGCCUUCCGAAGCAGAAGAGCGAGAUCGGGUUGAUCCCAACUCGCUUCCUGGCGAGGCUCCUGGACUCAAGCGGCGAUUGACGAAACACUCCGAUCUGAUGUCGGCUUUAUCCAACCCUAAUUCUGGCAGAAAAAGCAUCCGGUCAGCCAGGAGAGUCAGAAGUAAUAGAAGUCGUUUAGAAAGUGCAACAAUUAGCGACUUGAUGCAGCAACUCUCCGCUGAUGAGACGAAAUACAUGCGUGAACUCAGAACUUUAGUCGGAGGUGUUAUCCCCGUGCUGCUGACCUGCGUUCUUUCCCGAUCUGAUUCUGCUAUUGCUGCAGGCCUCUUUCGGCCCUCAUUGGAUCCUAAAGAUGAUAUCAACUUUACCAGACCCAUUGUGGACAUGGGCGUUGCCCUCGAGCGUCUCAAAACGCUGCAUAAGCGAAUCCCCUUGGAUGACUCGGAUGCCCUGCUAACCUGGGCCCAAGGGGCGCUGAGAGUCUAUCGAGACUAUCUUAAGGCCUGGAGAAUGGGCUUCCAAGAUGUGGUUGUCAACCUAGCUCCUCCAGAUGAAAGUGAGACAGCGGCUGCUGAGACGCAAAGUCUGGACCAAGGGAUGGCGAGAGACGAAAACGGGGACAUCGUCGACAGUAACGGCGAAAAGGUGGACGUCGCAUACCUGCUCAAGAGACCUCUGGUCCGCUUGAAAUACCUUUCAAGGACCUUUAAAGGACUGGACAUGUUGGCACAUUCCCCGAAGACAGAGGAAAUUGCGGUCGCCUACCAAGAACUGGUAGAGCAAGCCCGCCGUCGUGCACGUGAGGAACGAGCGAGGCUCGAGGACGAGGCGGCUGCGCGUAUCGAUCCCACGCGUGCUCGGGACCCAGCGACGCUGGCUGUGCUCACCGGUGUGUCAAUCGACCAGACCCGACGGGUGCUUGCUCGUGACUUUUUCAAUCUGUCGUUGUACCAUUCGAGCGGCCAGAUGGUCGACUGUCGAGCAGAGCUACUACUCAGAGAUAAUGCCCCUGGUGCAGGGCCCGGCGGUGAUCUUUUGAUCUGUGAAAUCGACAAGGUAGAUCGCUGGCUGCUAUUCCCGCCAAUAGAAACCGACUCUGUGUCCGCACGAAGCGGCGAUGAGAAGGGAGAAAUAGUGGUUAUGAUACGUGGCCAGUCCGGGGAGGAUAGAAAAUGGCAGGAAUUGCUGUCGCUCAAAAUCGACGAUGAAGCCAUCGCGCUUGAAUGGGUGCAAAUGCUGGGACAGGACCCUAUUCCACCGGCUAUAAACAGAACACAAAGCUUCAUCAAUCGUUUGAAGGACCACCAAAGAGAAUCCAUUGGUCAAAAGGACACCGUGCAGUCAUCAGCGUCAAAUAAGCCUCAAGAACCGAGCCCCAAUGAGGUUGAUGUACCUAUAGGAGAGCAGGCAAGCGUAGUCAGUCGUGCUGGGAGAAGCUCCACGUCACACGAGGGGCAAAGUUCUGGACCAAGCAUGCUAAGCCUGUCUUCUGCUGGCGCGUCUCGCAGUUCCUUGGUUUCUGCCAUCACAAGGGAGUCCGACUAUGCCUCAAUCGGGCCAGAAUCGUCUGCUAAGUCUCCGUCCCAUGCUUGUACUUCUGGACCACCUCCCAGAGAGCCUGACGACGACGUGAUUAUACCGCUUGGUGAAAAGGCUUCGCCGGGCCUGAAGAGAUCUAAGGCCAAGAGACGCUCCCGACAUGCAGGAGACCUUUCUCCUGUUGGCAGUCAAACAAAGAGUUCCCCUAUUCCUGAUCGAGAGGCUCCAUCGCCGACAACUCCAAGGUCUGAUCGCGACCAUGAUGAAACGAAGCGGAUACCUCAGUCCCAGCAUGGGCGAUCUCCAAACAAUCGUCCUCCAAGAGAUCAGACCCCUGAGGAGGCACAGGAGAAGCCCGGCUACCACCAGCGUGUGUCUUCUGUCCCCUCAAUGGACCUGCCAACUAUCAAAAAGAUCAGAAAAGGUAGCCAGAACAAUGCGCCUCUACAUACUGAUGCCGAUGAAGAGGAUUGGCCGGAUUCCAAGUCGCCAUCUGGUCACUCAAAAGAGGAGGAUGGGCCAGAAACUCCUCCAGUCCCACCUCCCCAUCGAUCUCCCAGCCCAGCAUACUUGAAGCAGCAGAACAUUCCAAUUCUCAGUCCAACUUUUGGUCGACUGAAGAGGAGAUCUUCGUCUCCGUUGAAACACGAAUAUGAACCUUCGACCCCCUCCGAGUCGUCUUCCGACUCCGAUACGUCUACUGUGCGCCAUUAUGACAUGGAGUCGUCGUCGUCUUCGGAAACAUCUGAAGACGAAUUGGGGGAGGAGGAUGAUGUGCCAACGCCCCUUCCUUCCGCUGAGACCGACCAGCUUCCAAAGCCUUCCCCGCCGGCUUCUCUCCCGACUCUCGAUAGUGACUCCUUGUCUCCAUCAAAUUCCGUGUCUCAAGGGCCUUAUCGUACUGUUCCUCCCCAGCCGUCGAAGUCGUCCAAGGCUAUUGCUUCGAUAUUUUCAUGGUCUGAAAAAGGAAACUGGGAGAGCCUCUAUCCGGAUGAGUGCAGAAUCGUCGUCAGCCCUGGACUCAUUGAGGCGUAUGAGAUGACUGCUGGGUCGCAGUCGUCUGGGCAGCAAGCGGAUGGCAAUGACGAUGACGGUGAUGAUGCGCGCAAAGAGCAGCCUCUUAUCGCUCUGGAACUUACGCCAUUGGUCCCAAUUCGGCGGGGAACGGCGAUCGAUAUCAGCAUCCGUUCACCUCCAACCGAAAGAUCGAAGAUCAAGUCAAGCAACAAUAUUAUGUUUCGAUCGCGCAAUAUGGAAGAGUGCGAGGUUUUGUACGGUCUAAUCAACCAGGCACGCAUCAACAACCCGACAUACAUCGCUCUCCAAAACGCCCGAGGACCAUAUGCAGGCCAACCACCGUCGCUUGAGCGGCACAAUUCAACGCAUUCUGAGAAGAGAACUAGCUGGUUUGGCUUUCCUAGACGGAAAAACAGUUACCGAGCACCCAGCAAGCGUGAACAGUCGGUAGGAGUUGCAUCGGAGAGUAGUGUGGGGACCAUGAGCAGUGCAUUUUCGGCCCUGAAACGGUUUGGCGCUGGCAAGAUGUUCAGCAUUGCCCGAUCUACCAUCACGUCUCGGACAGGGGGAAGUCGUGAUGGGAGCCUUUAUUCGAGUUCUCUCGGUUCUGGGUCCCGUUCUGUCGGAGGAGCCUUUGCGGAAGCUAUCAAGGGUGCGGACGGGAUUGGCUUGUCCAAUGCGAAGAUCCGGCUUUAUGUCCGUGAAAGUGUGUCGAAAUGGCGUGAUCUGGGAGCAGCUCGAUUGACCAUCAUGCCUGCGACGCCAAGAUCCUCUCGCCCUGGCACAGCGGGGAGCGUUGCUGCUCCUGCUGAUGCCAAUGCCAAUGCCGCAGCAGGUGAAACAGGGGAGGGUGAUGCACCAGUGGCAGAGGCCGCCGCUACUCCGGCCGCUGCAUCACCACGUCGUGUCGCUAUACCACAGGAAAAACGGAUUCUGAUCCGGGGAAAGACGCGGGGAGAGGUCUUGCUCGAUGCUACUCUGGGCGAGAGCUCAUUUGAGCGCGUGGCCAGAACGGGCAUUGCAGUCUCGGUCUGGGAAGAGAAUGAAGGCGGUGCAGUCAGCAAGGAGGGCGGUGUCACCGGCGGCUCGUUCCGAGUAUAUAUGAUCCAGAUGAAGAGCGAGGCCGAGGCAGCUUAUACGUUUUCACUGGUAGGAAAGCUGCGGUAUUAA